Impatiens glandulifera is the source of this 1229-nucleotide messenger RNA. Its product is annotated as plastid division protein PDV2. The transcript is spliced from 3 exons. The record is from RefSeq and is a predicted model, not a curated record. The coding region runs from base 78 to 980 and encodes 300 amino acids. Lineage: Eukaryota; Viridiplantae; Streptophyta; Magnoliopsida; Ericales; Balsaminaceae. Gene Ontology annotation, biological process: chloroplast fission.
AGAUUAAUUUUCACUUUAUAAACUGGAAAUAUCAAAACCCUUCCCAUUGAGUGAGAGAUACUGAGAAGGAGAGUGAGAUGGAUGAAGAUGGCAUUCAAUUGGCCAUGGCUCGAGCUUCGGAACUCAGGACCAAGAUCACCAAAUGCAUCCACAAUGCAUCGGCUCAGCAGACGGUGAACAAGCUACAGCAAGGUGCAGAGAAAGAGAAUGGAUACAGUGAUGGGAUUCGCUCCAAGGGAGCUGAAGCAAACGGCGUCAGCGAAGAAGAAGAUGAUGAAGAAGGAGUCGAUAGCCUUUUGAACAUACGCGACGCUCUUGCAUCUCUAGAAGGCCAGCUCGCUUCGUUGCAGGAACUUCAGCAGCAACAAUGGUACGAGAAAGAAUCAGCUCUGUCGGAAAUCGAACUCAGCCGCAAGAAGCUGCUUAAGAAACUAAAGGAGUACAGAGGCAAAGAUUUUCAAGUUAUAUAUGAGGCGACAUGUUUUGCCAGUGAAACGGUUGAAGUUAGCAACGAUCUCCUUCUUCCUCCAUAUCCCAGCAGGCCACCACAGUCAUCCUCCUUAUCGGAAUCUCACUUUCCAGCCCAACGGAAGUUUGGUCAAAAUGGAAUCAUCUUAUCUACAGCUCCAUCAGAGGAGAAGAUUCCUUCAGAUUGUGAAGCUAAGAAAUCAUUCCAAGGGUUUAGAUUCUUCAUCAAUGCAACGGCUAAAACAAUGCUUAUGAUUGUUGGUUUAGUUUCUGUCCUGCAAUUAACUGGAUUUGAACCGAGGCUGAGGAGGAGGGAUGCAGAAUUCAAUCUAUUCAGGAUCUUUCAAAAUGAAGAAAGUGGAGGGGAGAGAAAGACUGUGGGUGAAUGUCCUCCGGGGAAGGUAUUGUUAGUGGAAAAUGGUGAAAUGCGUUGUAUUGUGAAAGAGAGAGUUGAAGUUCCGUUUGAAGCGGUUGCUGUCGCUAAACCUGAUGUAAGCUUCGGAUGUGGAUAAACAGCUUUGGUGUUCUAUUUCUUCCUGGAGAACUUUAGCAGUGUAUUUCUCUAGCAUGUGUCAGUCAGUUCAGUUCAUCGAUCUGGUACCUGCAUUGCAUAUAUAUUUUUGUUCAAAAUUCCCCAAAUAAAACAAUGUGCCCAUUUGGAAUUUUUGUUGUUGUUGUGAAAUAUUGGAUGAGAUUCAUGUAAACUAGUGUGAUUAGUAUUGAAAAUGCUAGAAUUCUCUUGCUACUUUAUUCAUAGAAAA